This is a messenger RNA of Cryptotermes secundus, 4856 nucleotides long. RefSeq names its product centrosomal protein of 104 kDa. Gene Ontology annotation, cellular component: cilium. The transcript has 17 exons. Lineage: Eukaryota; Metazoa; Arthropoda; Insecta; Blattodea; Kalotermitidae. The coding region runs from base 346 to 3150 and encodes 934 amino acids. The record is from RefSeq and is a predicted model, not a curated record.
ACCAUUGUGACCAGGCAUUUGUUUUGAUUGUCGUUUACUUACUUCCACAGACAAGUACGGAGAGUCAGGGCCGAUAGGGGGGAUAACAAAAUUUGGGCUGACUAUACCUCUACUUCAGCGCAAGGCUCGAGUUUCUCUGGAGUGAAAUGGAAUGCCGCUGUGAAUUUGAUCGACUUUCCAAGACAAACGGCAACGAAUCCGCAGCGUUUUUGACUGGUUACGAAUUAUUAUUCUGAGAUAAAAAGAAUACGGAUGUGUACGACGGAUUUUAUUAUGGUUGCUCUUCAUUGGUGAAUAAAAUACAAGCUGCACUGACUAUACUAUAAUGUGUUGUACUUGAGAAAAAUGCCUCACAAGAUUGGAUUUACUGUGGUGUAUGCCUCAGGAGAAGACGAAAGCUACAGGGCCAGUGAACUGAACUCCCAUGGGCCAACAGUGGGGGGCUGGCAGUCAGCCCCAGACUGCUCCUAUCCACAAGAACUCAUCCUGCAGCUUCAUUCAACAGCGACGGUGCAAAAGAUUCAAGUCUUGGCACAUCAGUACCUCAUUCCUCAGAAGUUGGAAUUGUGGGCAGGCAAUGAAACCGAUGUUCAGCUAUCACCAACAACAGCAGAGUUUGAGUACCUUGGUUUUAUUACGCUCUCGGAUAAUCAAACAACCGGAUUCACAUCACGGGAGUUGAAAUCAGUCACUGUUCCAUCUUGCGCCGCAAGAUACCUCAAGUUGAGACUUCAUGCCAAUCAUCCCAAUUCACUCAAUGUGCACAAUCAGGUUGCCUUGAUAGCAAUCAAUGUGCUAGGCCAGCAUCUAGAUUCUGCAAGUACAUCAUCAGCAUCAUCUGAGCUAGAAAAGCCUGAUUCAGAGCAGAAUAACAACGGCACAGGACAUGAAUCAACCACAGCAACUCCCUCCCAUUCAACUAACAAUGGUAACAACAAUGCUCUGCUCCUGGUGAACAAUCCAAAAUACACAUCCCCUUACGAUGAUCUAGCAUUUGAGAUGUAUGUUGAUCAAGAAGUUGCCAGAAUCAUCCGCAACAUGGAGGCAAAGAAGCAGCAAGCCGUCAUUUGUGAGAGAUUCGAGUUUGCACGAAAACUGAAGCUGGCGAUGGAGGAUCUUCGCAGUGCAGGAGAGCGGCUUAGUAAAUAUGAACUGGAGAAGCGACAUGCCAUCCAACUUGAAGACUAUGAACGUGCCAAAUUGAAGAAAGCUCAGAUGGAUGAGUACAGACGUACUGUCUAUCAAUUCCUGGAAGUCGAUGACCUUCUUGAAAUCAAUGGGCCACUAGCAAAAAAUGACGAGUGUCUGGAAAUAUCAAUGCCUGGGGGUAAGCGGCCUGAGUUACCACCACCCCCGCGGCUGCUUCAGGUACCGGGGGGUCUCCCAGGAAGAGAAGGAGGGAUACCUCCCACCCAGAACAGCCCGGCAAUGCACCAGAGUCCCGUAUCACCGCUGCACCUUCACUCACGACCAAAGAGCCCCGCACCGCCCCCAUGUCAGCAUCCCAAGACAAGUCCAACGACCAGUCCCACCAACCAACAGCCACAUGGUUAUCAACAACCACAAAGCAAUCUUCGGGGUUCACAGAGACGCCAUAAACCAACAGGAGGAACAGGAAUGCCUGCUAGAACAAGCUUUGAGGCUUAUGAAGAACGCACAGUUCCAGCUCUUAGGCACUGCCACACUACCACACACAGAGAAUACCAACUUGAUGGGGCACCUGAGGCAACCAAAUCUCGGCUCACUGAACGAGAGAAGAAGCAAGCAGCUCUGCCCAUAUCUGUGUAUGGGACUGAUUUGGUAGAAAAGUUCUAUUCAAAGCAGUAUUCAGAUAAGGAGGAGGGCCUCCGGUUGCUCAAAGAAGAGCUACGUGCUUUAGUGUCAGGGGACAGCAAUUUGGAUCAACAGCACAACUCACCAAACAAAAUAGCCCGUGCAGCCAUCUUUCUACUGCACCGAGCUCUCAGAGACAAAGUAUACGCAGUCUACAGUUUAGCAGCUGAAGCCAUAAGACUCUUCUUCACGGAGUUUGUGCCAGCCAGGGUGACCCCUGCUGAGGUGGCACGUAGUGUGGACCGUCUACUCCCCGAACUACUGUCCAAGUCAGGUGACCCCACACCCAGGAUACAUAACAUGGCCGUCCACACCUUACUUAGUAUGGCUGACUGUCGAGAAGUCAGAGACCUUCAUUUAAUUCCAGUCCAUCUCAGUCGACCUCUGACAAGUAGCACACACCCCAGGCUAGCACUUAGUCGCCUUGAGAUGGUGGAACAACUUGUGCUUAAUCAUGGCAUCUCCACUGAUAAACAGAGUGGUCUGACAUGUCGAGUUCUGUCAGAAUUUGGGUCGUCAGGACUACACCACCCGGCGGAGGCAGUACGCAAAGUGGCCGAACGAAUUCUCACAUUGGUAUACAGGGUAAACCCACGACUUGUUCGCAAACAAUUGCCGCCCGAUGAUGACAUUACAAGACGUAACUUGCUGUACAGGCAGCUCUUCCAUGAAUUUGAUCGAAUAGAUAUUCAGCGAAAGAAAGAAAUCCUGGAGCGAAACAAACAGGUUGUGGUCACUGCAGCAGGAGGAGCUGGUAGUGGUGGGGGUUCAGUGGGGCAGGGAAGCAGUUCCAGUUCAGCUAGUGCCAUCACAUCCCCUAGUGAUACAUCACAGCAGGACGCAACAGAUGAUAAGAUGUGCAUCUUCUGUCUGUCCCGGUUUGAUUCAUUUACUGAGGAAGGUCUAAACAUCCAUUAUUGGCGCUCAUGCCCCAUGCUGAUGAGAUGUGCACAUUGCAAGCAAGUGGUGGAAAUAGCCACUCUUUCACAACAUUUGCUAGAAGAGUGUGAGAUGCGAAAGUCAUACCGAAAGUGUGAAACAUGCACAGAAGCAGUUCUCUAUGAACUUUUUGACCAACACAAGUCAGAUGCAUCAUGUAAUCCUGCUGGACCAGAAUCAACAACGAAUCAUUGUCCACUGUGUCACUGCAACAUCCCACCUUAUGAAGAUGGAUGGAGACAGCACCUUAUGGGAUUGCCAUGUCCCAAUCAUCCACGAAAGAAACAUCUGAAGAACCGUUCCAAAUCACCGUCCACUGAUCCCAAGGAUCGAGCAACUGUACAGUCUACACCGUUAGCUAAUAAAUUACCAUACUGACAUGAUCCUUUCCAAAAAGUUUAAGACGUCUAUCAUGUCCUCCAUAGCACAGAAUUUAGUAGAAUUCAACAGAAAGAGAAUAAAAAGGAAAAGCCAAAUUAUCUCCCUGUUCAAUAAAUGUAAUGAUCAAUUUCCAAAAUUGUAAGUUCUUCCAUCAGACCCAUAAAUGUCCCUGCAUCACUGAAGCCAUACAAGGAGUGUAGUAAACAACAUAAGGAUAUUAUGCUUGCAAUUAUUACAUCAACAACAAAAUAACAAAGAAACCUUCUAUAUCUCCAUAUAAUUGCCAGAGUGAUUCACGCAUAUGUUCCAGUGACACACAUCCUGUUCAGCUCAAGCAGAGAAGUAGUAAUAAAAAUGGAUGAUAAUUAUUGAGCAGCCUGUGCACUAUUGUGAAUAUAGGCCUGGGCUGUCCAACUUGAGGCAUGCUAGCUGUACGUGGCCCAUUAGUUGAUUUUGUGCAGCCAUCUAAGCAUCCUUCCAUUCUCCAAAUGUAUUAUUAAUGUUUUCCUCUUCUUUAAAAAAGGCAGCAUAUCUUGUCAACAAAUUAAUGUACUUUGCUUCCUAGUAUUCUGUGUAAUUUCUUAUUUCACUUGAGCCCUAACAAAUUAUUUUGUAAAGUAUGGAAUUAAGCAUGACUGCAUGAAUUACGUACAUAGUAUCCACACAACCUAGUAAUAUUCAGUGCCUGAUUUGUGGACAUCACAGACCUAGCAGCAUUGUUUGUGGCCUCAUUAUAUACUCAGCACUGUUACCAUGCCCAAAUACUUGGAUUAAAAAUUGUAUUCUGAUAUUGGAAAAAAUGUAUUCUUUCUAAUUGGCCCCACAGUGGUUUGAAGUUGCACAGCCCUGUUAUAGGCGAAAUGAUCUGAAGAGGCAGACACUCCGUAACCAAAAGACUAAGAAGUCAGUAUAACGCUAACUGUGCUGUGGCUACCAGGAGCUAACAUUCUGAGUCUAAUGCACCUAGAUGCAAGGCAGUCAUAUGAACAAUGCAAAUGUCAAUUACGGCUUAUAUCACCUGUCAUGAAACUCAUUUUGCAGCCAUUGUUACACACAAAUACUUAACCUUGAGCUUAGAAUAAUGUCAUCAUUAAUAAGUGAAAGCGAGAAUUUAUGAAUUUAUAAAGGAGUAUUUUUAAGACGUUGGCAAAAUGUUGAAUUGUCACUGGUCAUACAGUCUGAACUGUGAUAUGUGGGGCCUGUUCAAAUGAACCCAUUUGGGGAUUACUGUGGGCAAAGGAGUAGAGACCAUUACAAAUAGUCCCCACUGUGAUGAUGCUGGCAUCCCACUGGCACAACAGCCAGGCAAUACAUCCCCUCUGCAAAAUAACCUGAUCUGAGGCCAAAUUGGUUGGUCCCUAUACUUUUUACCAUGGGUGACAAAGUUCUUCCUUUCUCAGGAUGCCAAUAACUUCCAGUUAUAAAAACUAAACACCUGAAAGUCUAAACAAGAGAAAAAACAGAUGGGGUGACAUACAACAACCAUUUCCAAAAAUUACAGAACUCAGUGAUGGGCUGAAAGCACCAAUAAAACUGAUACAUAAGUUAACUUAGAUCUCUACAGUUUGUGGGGGCAUGCAAUAGCAUGGUUGGUUGAGACACUAUACCACAAAGCAUAAGGUCAAAAGUUCAAUUCCCAAUGAGGUCACUGGAUUUUUCAAGUGAUCUAAUCCUUCCAGCCACACUAUGACCUUGGGAUCGAC